This is a messenger RNA of Charadrius vociferus (killdeer), 1497 nucleotides long. It is a transcript of the gene ASL, whose product is annotated as argininosuccinate lyase. Gene Ontology annotation, molecular function: argininosuccinate lyase activity. The record is from RefSeq and is a predicted model, not a curated record. NCBI's taxonomy places the organism in Eukaryota, Metazoa, Chordata, Aves, Charadriiformes, Charadriidae. Gene Ontology annotation, cellular component: cytosol. The transcript has 13 exons.
AUGGCAGCCGAGGGGGAUAAACUUUGGGGAGGGAGAUUCAGUGGAAGCACAGAUCCAAUUAUGGAGAUUCUCAACGCUUCCAUUACCACUGAUCGGAGACUGGCUGAAGUUGACAUCCAGGGGAGCAUGGCUUAUGCCAAAGCCUUGGAGAAGGCUGGGAUCCUGUCUAAAACUGAGCUGGAGAAGAUCCUGAGCGGCCUGGAAAAGGUAUUUCUUUCCUUCCCAAAUUGUCAUGCGUGCUGGAAUGAAUGGCUUCUUAUCUGACAGCAUCAUAGAAGACUCCCUGAUUUGCUGUAGCAGGUGACAGGGAGAGGAAGACAUAGAUCAAAAUCAGCACAACACAGGCUGAAGAAGCUCUCUUUGUGAGCUUGCCAGGAAACCCUGGAGUGUACCCACCACUCUCCUCUAUCCUGGCAGCUGCUGCUCACCUCUUUCUCUCCUCUCCCAUGCAGAGAAAUCGAUGUUAUCUUGCCCGGCUACACCCACCUGCAGAAAGCUCAGCCCAUCAGAUGGAGCCAGUUCUUGCUCAGCCAUGCUGUUGCACUGACCCGUGAUUCUGAGCGCCUGGGAGAGGCAAAGAGGAGGAUCAACGUCUUGCCUUUGGGAAGCGGUGCUCUGGCUGGAAACCCUCUGGAAAUUGAUAGAGAGCUUCUGCGUAGUGAGCUGGACUUUGCUUCCAUCAGCCUGAACAGCAUGGAUGCCGUAAGCGAGAGAGACUUUGUCGUGGAGUUCCUCUCUGUUGCCACCCUCCUCAUGAUCCACCUUAGCAAGAUGGCUGAAGAUCUCAUCAUCUACAGUACCAGCGAAUUUGGCUUUGUAACCCUCUCUGAUGCUUACAGCACUGGCAGCAGUGUGAUGCCUCAGAAGAAGAACCCCGACAGUCUGGAACUGAUCCGCAGCAAAGCUGGCCGUGUAUUCGGACGGUUGGCUGCUAUUCUCAUGGUCCUCAAAGGACUUCCCAGCACCUACAACAAGGACCUGCAGGAGGACAAGGAGGCCGUCUUCGAUGUUGUGGACACCCUGAAUGCUGUGCUCCAGGUUGCCACUGGAGUGAUUUCUACCCUCCAGAUCAACAAGGAGAACAUGGAGAAGGCUCUGAGCCCUGAGAUGCUGUCUACUGAUCUGGCUCUCUACUUGGUUCGUAAAGGAAUGCCAUUCAGACAAGCCCACACUGCCUCUGGGAAGGCCGUCCACCUCGCUGAGUCUAAGGGCACCACCAUCAACAAUCUCAGCCUGGAUGACCUGAAGAGCAUCAGCCCCCUGUUUGGCAGUGACGUCUCCCAGGUCUUCAACGUUGUCAACAGCGUGGAGCAGUACACGGCCAUGGGUGGUACCGCCAAGAGCAGCGUGACUACCCAGAUCGAGCAGCUGAGGGAGCUGCUGAAGAAGCUGAAGGAACAAGCUUAGAGUGUGGGGAGAUAUCCCGUGGAUGCAGCGUUGUGCCUAUCACACUAAUCUGGAGUUAAUAAACACUGGGGUGUAUGUAGUUCACUGAAA